This is a messenger RNA of Nylanderia fulva, 2895 nucleotides long. RefSeq names its product pre-mRNA-splicing factor ISY1 homolog. The record is from RefSeq and is a predicted model, not a curated record. Gene Ontology annotation, biological process: generation of catalytic spliceosome for second transesterification step. Lineage: Eukaryota; Metazoa; Arthropoda; Insecta; Hymenoptera; Formicidae.
GAGUCGCAAUAUAACCUCGUUUAGUGUUGUAUAUAACCAAAAAAUGACAGAAUUAUAACAAAUGCUUCAAAAAAUAAUAUAAGAAACCUACAAAACACAACAAUUGAACGUAAUGAUUGAAAAUGAGGAAUAUGUCAUUACGUAAUAUAUUUUAAAAAUAUAUUUUAUACAAUUAUCUUGUUCAAUUAUUUUGUAAACAGAUCAUACGAUGCUAAAAAUGUGUGUGUGUUUUGAUAUAUAAAAUCUAUUGUUUUAUACUAUAAUAUUGUAAAUAAGUAACAUCAGUACGAUCAGUUUAUUCAAAAUAUUGUAUAAUAAGAUCGAUAAUAGUAUUGUGAAUAAUUAUUACAUGAUAAUUAAAAAUGGCACGAAAUGCAGAAAAGGCUAUGACAACACUUGCUCGUUGGAGAGCAGCACAAAACAACGAAGGAGCAAAGAAGGAACAGGAGCGAAGGCCAUACCUAGCUUCAGAAUGUAGGGAUUUGCGCAAAGCAGAAAAAUGGAGAAUGCAGAUAAUUCGGGAAAUUGCGAAGAAAGUUGCACAAAUUCAAAAUGCUGGGCUUGGCGAAUUUCGUAUUCGUGAUCUGAAUGAUGAAAUUAACAAAUUGCUUAGAGAAAAGCGGCAUUGGGAAGCGCAAAUAAAAGAGCUUGGUGGACCUGACUAUUCCAGAGUUGGGCCUCGCAUGUUAGAUCAUGAAGGACGUGAGGUUCCUGGUAAUCGAGGGUACAAAUAUUUUGGAGCUGCCAAAGAGCUGCCAGGUGUUAGGGAGUUAUUCGAGCAAGAACCACCACCACCCCCUCGAAAAACACGUGCAGAAUUGAUGAAGGACAUCGAUGCGGACUAUUAUGGUUACAUGGAUGACGAUGACGGUAUUCUGGUACCAUUAGAACAAAAAGCAGAACAAGAAGCGAGAGAAAAAUACAUUAAGGAAUGGACCUCCCGUGAGAAGGAACCAGAAGCCGAGGUUGAAACAACGGCGCAGAAACCAAUUCCUUCUCAGCAAGAUAUUCAGGAAGCGCUAUUGCUUCGAAAAAAGAAAGAAUUAUUGGAAAUAUAUGGACUGGAAUAAAGUUUGACUUGAGAUAUGUUCCGAUUGCGAUAAUAACUAUUCGUAAGUUUAUUGAUUUAAUUAUAUAUUAGAAUACAUUUUUAUAAAACGCGAUGGAGAUGUAAUAAUUAUUGUUAAUUUAUAAGUACGCGUAAUAACAUUGAUUAAGAUAAUUAGUUUGUGCAGUAGACAUUCAAACUUGAAUUAAUGUUUAUCGAGAAACGGGUGCUGUAGAUAAAAUAUAGAUCAAAAUCCAAUAUUAUAGUCUGUUUAUAAUCUUCGCGAUCUGGUAUCUUUUUCAUCAUUCGAUCUCGUAUUUCGCGAUUUUUUUGGGCAAAUUGACAAAAAUACAAUGAUUCAAAUGACAUAACGAUUUAACAAGUAAUCAUUUUCUAAUCUAAAAAUUGUCGCACUCUCUUAUUCUCACAAAGGUGUCUCUGGAAUGUAACAAAUCCAUAUGUUGAAGCUUGAGAUCUCUCAGCUUUCUUAUCGUCUCGAUACUACAAGCGUCUAUCAAUUAAUAGGAAUGUUAAAUGCACGUAACAUCACUUUUUUCUAAAAAGAAAAAUUCGUGAUUUCACCGCAUUCUCUUCAGCUAGGGAUCGUAUAAUCCCAUAAUGCGGUGUUCUAAAAUUAAAAAUGUAUAAUGGUGGUCCGAUCACUCCCUACAUAAAUCCAAUAUUAUCGACUUAUCACGCAAAACACUAGAAAACGCUGUUGUAAGAUUAACGUUAUCACAAUUACAUUACAUCAGAUUCAAAGAGUUAAAAGGCCUAAAAGUUAUCCUGAAAAACUACCCGCUAAAAUUCAACAUAUAUAUUAUUCACAUAAUAUGAUUAGAAAUCUUGAAACUUUCUCAAAUCCAGUUUGUAUCUUGUGUAAAACAAAUGUUGUUCAGUAAUAAUCUUACAAUCGAGAGAUAUUAAUACUACAUCGCAUUGAUUAAUUUACAUAUUUAAACGUUUCUCUCCUCUCUUCAGCAUCGUGCUGUUUAUAAACAGACUGUGCAUUAAGAUAUACAAUAAUAUCGCUAGGACUCAGAAGUACUAUAACAAUAUCAAUUAACACAUAAUGCAGCUAAAAAAACUUAUCACACUUAUAUCCUAAAUGUGUUUUAGAAUCCGUUUUAAUCGAUUCUAUUAGCUCACAGAUAUAGUUUUUUUACACCUCGUAUAAGUACAAUUGGAAUAAUUAUAAGAGUAUAAAAAUCCCUUAUAAUUUUCUCUCAUUAUAACAUAUCCAGUGGCGAUUAAAAUCGAAAAUGUGAAUAAUAACGCGUAUAUAUAUCCUCUUAGAAGAAAAAAAUCCAGUUUAAGCUGCGAAAAGAGUUUAUAAAUGAGAUGAUUUUCACUGCAUCUAGGACUUUGUAUGCUUAGAAUAUUCUAAACUCUUAUUUGCAAUACAUAUAAAUGCGUAUACACAAAAGGAAUUCGUACUGCGCGCAUAAGGAAAUUCUCUUCGUGUCUUAAAGGAGAUUUCUGAGUCCCGGCAAUCAUUUUUUAUUUCUAAAACGUAAAUGAGACAAAAUAGUUCGAGCAUGGAUUAAUAACCAUGAUGAAAAUUUACCACUAAAGGCUUGAAAAAGUCAAGCGUUAAAUAAUUCACAGCAUCUGUUUGUCCGUUAUAAUCAGUGGCUGGUUUUAUCCGCUGAUCUGGGGGGUCCCCUAACGAUUGUUUGGUCUAAACCCACCUUCCACACUAUCAAUGUACGUGUAUAUAUGUAUAUGUUUGUGUGUACGCAUUUUUAUUACUAAUAUUAAAUUUAAAUGAUCUAAAAAUCGUGCUCAGGUAAUAAAGGAAAUGUGAUUUUCUAUAGAGAACAAAUAAAUAAUUUUUAUAAAGUUAA